Messenger RNA from Penicillium malachiteum, 324 nucleotides. RefSeq lists its product as uncharacterized. Lineage: Eukaryota; Fungi; Ascomycota; Eurotiomycetes; Eurotiales; Aspergillaceae. The record is from RefSeq and is a predicted model, not a curated record. Bases 1 to 324 code for a protein of 107 amino acids. The transcript has a single exon.
AUGGAACCAGGGCAUGAAAUUCAGCAGGCAAUAGAGACGCGGCGAAUUAAUACUCAACAAGAAGAGGAGCCCCAAGCACGAAACAUUCAGCAAGCAGUCGAUCAUCUUAUUGCGGACGAAGCGGAACGAACGAUCCGAGAUUCUGGACAAGACCUUAUGUCAGAGAAUAAAGAUCCAGCAGGGAAGCAUUAUCCGUUCCGCAUCCUGCAGGCAAAUAAAUACGUCGAGCGUGUGGUCCUCGAAUGGUUCAAGGUCAGUGGCUUGGCCUUUGUCCUCGCCAGAUUGCUUACAGACUACAGAAUCCUGCAAAUAUCGAGAGAGUAG